AUGCAUAUAAUAAUCAUUACUAUUAUAUGUUUAUUGUCGCUUGUAAUUGGUAUCUUCCUUUUAAUCUCUGAAGCAAAUGGUGUGGGGUCAAAGGUUAGAGACUUUAUUUCAACUUCUAUUUUUGGAACAGAAAGUAUUACAGCUCUUGUGGGAAGUUUGUUGUCUCUUAAGAAUUUACUUUUUAAGAGCAGAUUAGAAAUAUUGGAUGAAUUAUAUAUUAAAGAAAGGGAUUUAAAUAUUCGUAGAAAUAGUCAUCAUUGGAAAAUACAAGAUUUUAAAGUAAUACAAUCUGAAAUGGAAUGUUUUAAAAGAUGGGUAAUACAAAACAAAAUAAAAGUUGUGAAUGAAAUCAUACAAAAAAUAAAGAAAAGCCAUAUUAAUUUAAAGAAUAAGAAAUCAGAAGAUGGAAGACCGCAUGAAAUUGAUGAAAUAGAAGGUUUGAAAAAAAAAGUUUAUAACGAAAUUGAUGCAUUGGAUGAUAAAGAAUUGAAGAAGAAAUUUAAGGAGGAAUUUGUAGAGGAAUUGCGUAAGUGGAUAGAAAUGAUGAAAUGGAUAGAAAAUAGGCCAAAGGAUGUAACAGAUAAUAAAGCGGCAAAUAAAAAUCAAAAUACAAACAAAAUUAAUGCAAUGGAUGAUAAAGAGAUAAAUAAAAAUAGUCAAAAUGAACAAAACACAAACGAAAAGAUAAAUAAAAAUAGUCAAAAUGAACAAAGCACAAAUGAAGAGAUAAAUAAACAUAGCCAAAAUGAUCAAAAUACAAAUGAAGAGAUAAAUAAACAUAGUCAAUAUGAUCAAAAUACAAAUGAAGAGAUAAAUAAAAAUAGUCAAAAUGAACAAAAUAUAAAUAAAACUAAUGCAACGAGUGAUAAGGAGAUAGAUAAGUUGCUAAAGGAAUAG
Molecule: messenger RNA, 897 nt
Organism: Cetraspora pellucida
Lineage: Eukaryota; Fungi; Glomeromycota; Glomeromycetes; Diversisporales; Gigasporaceae
Source: the annotation of a GenBank genome assembly